UGAAACACAGCCAAAGAAGGCUUCCCCUUCUGACCGGCUGUCGUCCUUCUUCCUCUCGGUCACGCUGUCUUUAAGUCGCCGGGGCUCCGAGCUUCUGACAGAAAACGCCUGUAAUAAUGAAGAUCUGGGCGUCGGAGCACAUUUUCAACCACCCAUGGGAGACGGUGACCAAGGCAGCGAUGCAGAAGUACCCCAACCCGAUGAACCCCGGCGUGUUUGGUGUUGAUGUUCUGGACAGAAGUGUUGACUCAGAUGGACGGCUGCACAGCACCAGGCUCCUCAGCACAGAGUGGGGGCUUCCCGCCAUGGCCAAAUCUAUCAUCGGCGUAACGAGAACGUGCACCUACGUUCAGGAGCAUUCAGUCGUGGACCCCAACCAGAAGAUGUUUGAGCUGCAGUCAACAAACAUCUCCUUCACCAACCUUGUAUCUGUGGACGAGAAGUUGACGUACAAGCCGCAUCCAGACGACCCUGGAAAAACGGUGUUAACUCAGGAGGCGCUGAUCAGCGUAAAAGGUGUCAGUCUGAGCAGCUAUCUGGAGGGACUCAUGGCUAAGACCAUAUCUGUUAAUGCCAAUAAGGGCCGUGAGGCGAUGGAGUGGGUCAUCAGACGGUUGAACACAGAGAUCGAGGAGCUGGCGGCGACGGCUCGUGGCUCCAUGCGCGUUCCCAUGGCAGCUGCUGUCACAGAAAAAUGACCCCGAUGGUUUUUUUGUUUUUUUUCCUUCCUCUUUUUUUAAUUUAUUUUCUGCUUACUUCAGCACCAUUAACAGACAGACUCCAACAAUGUUCCUCUCAAAGGGGGCUCCCCUCCCCUCUGCCAAAACAGCCUAAAGCCCAGCGCCCCGUCCUCUGGUCCUACACGUGUCUGUGUGUAUCCCCCCCCCCCCAAGGAAUGGGCUCUGUUCUUCCUCAGCAGGUCUGCACCGACUGUUUCCACUCAUGUCCGUGGGUG
Fundulus heteroclitus (mummichog) is the source of this 955-nucleotide messenger RNA. Its product is annotated as PRELI domain containing protein 3B. Bases 117 to 698 code for a protein of 193 amino acids. The record is from RefSeq and is a predicted model, not a curated record. NCBI's taxonomy places the organism in Eukaryota, Metazoa, Chordata, Actinopteri, Cyprinodontiformes, Fundulidae. Gene Ontology annotation, molecular function: phosphatidic acid transfer activity. Gene Ontology annotation, cellular component: mitochondrial intermembrane space. The transcript has 6 exons. Gene Ontology annotation, biological process: phospholipid transport.